UCUGCCCGCGCGGGCCUCCGUAGAGUCGCUCGCUUCAAACAUGGCAGCUUCCAUGUGUUAACGUGAGAGCGAACCGCAAGCGGUGUGUAACAGAGAGUAAACAGCUAGCACAGGGGUGCCCGUUGCUUUGGAAACAAAAUAAUAAAACUUCUGAGAAAACAGGAGAGCCAGUGUCCACGCAGAGGAGGUGACACGGAGCAGAGAUUUACUCACUGUUAUUUUAUUGAACGACUGAACUGUAGAAGCUACAAAGCCAUUGUGGCUUUAUGCUGGUGCGGACAGCCCGGCUGUUCCCCUUCAUCAUCUCCCAUCACCUGCAUCCCUCUCGCACACAUUCAGCCGGACACGGAUUUCGGUGGAGUGCAGCUGCUGCUAGCAGGGGAGUGAGAUUCAUGGAAACUGAAGUUCCUGCCUCUAACCCUCCAGCUGCAUCUGCUGAAUCUUCAGCAGAUGGCACGGGCCAGUCCGCCACUAGCUCUACAGGUGACCAGGAGAAGAUGCCUUCUGUGGGACUGUUACCAGGAGAGACGGUGGUUAAAGAGGGAAAGGCAGCCAUCUUGUUCCCCAGUGCCAAUGAGGUGUUUUAUAACCCAGUGCAGGAGUUCAACAGAGAUUUAACAUGUGCUGUGAUCACAGAGUUUGCGAGAGAGCUGCUGGCUCAGCGAGGGGUGAAGGUGGUGGUGCCAGGCGAACAGGAGAGGGUGGUGGUCUCUCUGUCAGAGGAGACAAACGAGGCCGAGGCACAGACGGAGGAGAAAAACGGAUCAGAGGAGCCAGCUGUAACGGCAGCUGCGGGGGAGAGAUGUGAGCGUGGUCUGCGUGUCCUGGAGGGCCUAGCAGCAUCUGGUUUGCGCUCGGUGCGUUUUGCUUUGGAGGUCCCAGGCCUGCAGAGCGUCACUGCCAACGACUUCUCUGCUAAGGCGGCGGCUCUGAUCGCCAGGAAUGCCCAGUACAACGGAGUGAGCCACCUGCUCCAGGCCAGCUGCAGAGAUGCCAGCAUGCUGAUGUAUGACAUGCGAGCGAAGAAGGAUCGCUAUGACGUCAUUGAUCUGGAUCCCUACGGUAGCCCGGCCUCUUUCCUGGAUGCUGCCGUUCAGUCUGUCAGUGAAGGAGGUCUUUUAUGUAUAACCUGUACAGACAUGGCGGUGAUGGCAGGAAACAGUGGAGAGACUUGCUACAGCAAAUACGGUUCAGUCUCCAUCAAAGCCAAAUAUUGUCAUGAAAUGGCUCUGCGUAUCAUCCUGCACAGUUUGGACCAGAGGGCAGGAGUGUACCAGCGAUACAUCCAGCCCCUGCUGUCCGUCAGCGUCGACUUUUACAUUCGGGUCUUCGUCCGCGUCUUCACAGGACAGGCUACAGUCAAAAACUCAGCCAGUAAGCAGGCGCUGGUGUACAACUGUGUCGGCUGCGGGGCUUUCCACUUGCAGAGAAUGGGCAGGAGAACAAGCAACGGAAAACACAUGAAGUAUUCUGCUGCCACCGGGCCACCGGUUGGACCAGAGUGUGAGCACUGCGGACAGAGACAUCAGCUGGGCGGUCCGAUCUGGGCAGAGUCCAUCCACGACCUGGAGUUCGUCCAGAAGGUUUUGUCUGCCGUGUCGGGGAACCCUUGCAGGUUUGGGACAUCUAAACGCAUUGAGGGCGUGCUGAGCAUGGUGACUGAGGAGUUGGAGGAUGUGCCGCUUUAUUACACCGUGGACAAUCUGAGCAGCACGAUACACUGCAAUACUCCAUCCCUGCUCCAGUUUAGGUCUGCUCUCCUCCAUGCUGGCCACAGGGUCUCCCUCUCUCACGCCUGUAAAAACGCCAUCAAAACAGACGCCCCUCCUGCAGCCAUCUGGGACAUCAUGCGAUGCUGGGAGAAAAUCAACCCUGUAAAGAGGGAGAAAUUAUCUCCGACCAGCCCCGCAUUCAAGAUCCUCUCCACUGAGCCCAGCUUUGAGGCCUGUUUCACUGUAAGGGAGGACGCCAACCCUCAGUCCCGUAAGCGCCACCUGACCCGGUUCCAGGAGAAUCCUCAGGCCUUCUGGGGACCCAAAGCUCGCGCCAAAGCUGGUGGUGGAAUCUCUGCUGACCUGCAAGACAAGAGGAAAAAGUUCCAGAACAAGAGAAAGAACCAGAUCACAGACUCUUCUCAGCUCAAGACCUUCCCCUGCAAGAAGUUCAAACAG
Molecule: messenger RNA, 2171 nt
Organism: Haplochromis burtoni (Burton's mouthbrooder)
Lineage: Eukaryota; Metazoa; Chordata; Actinopteri; Cichliformes; Cichlidae
Gene: trmt1
Product: tRNA methyltransferase 1
Biological process (GO): tRNA N2-guanine methylation
Cellular component (GO): nucleus
Molecular function (GO): metal ion binding; RNA binding
Source: RefSeq, a predicted model, not a curated record